AUGGAUAUCCACUCCUCCAUCCCUAAAGGUCGUCCACUGAGGAUUGUGAUGAUUGGGAAAACUGGAGUUGGAAAAAGUGCCGUCGGUAACACCAUUUUGGGUAGAAAGGAUUUUCAUUCGUGGGCAAGUGCACACUCUGUGACGCAGAGCUGCCAGAAAGAACGGGUCAACAACAGGAGCAGAAAGGUUGAUGUGGUCGAUACACCGGGGGUUCUGGAUACGUCUAAAAGUUCAGAGAGUAUAAAGAAAGAGAUUGCAAAGUGCAUCCAGGUGUCCUCUCCCGGCCCUCACGCCUUUCUGCUGGUCAUCCAGAUUGGCAGGUUCACAAAAGAAGAAGAAAACUGCGUGCAAGCCCUGGAGAAGAUCUUCGGACCUGAGGCAUCUAAGUACAUGAUCAUUCUGUUCACGCGUGGCGAUGAGCUGGAGGGCACCAUUCAGGAUUACGUGCAAUACGGUCACCCCAAACUUCGGGAGUUGAUUAACAGGUGCGGUAACCGGUACCAUGUCUUCAACAACAAGAAAAGGAGGAACAGAACCCAAGUGGCUCAGCUGAUUAAUAUGAUCGAUAUGAUGGUGGUGGCAAAUGGAGGACAGCAUUUUAGUGAAGAAAUGUAUGAGGUAGCAGAGAAGACUCUGCAGCAGCAGAAAAAGUACAGAGAAACAACAGCGGAGGUUUACAACUUCCCCUUCAUGGCUGAGCUACAUCAGAGGGUCAUUCGCUUCCAGGCCAUACUGGCUGAUGCCGAACAAGACGGACACCAACCACCUGAAGCACUCCGGCGCUGCCUUUAG
Molecule: messenger RNA, 792 nt
Organism: Perca flavescens (yellow perch)
Lineage: Eukaryota; Metazoa; Chordata; Actinopteri; Perciformes; Percidae
Product: GTPase IMAP family member 7-like
Exons: 2
Coding region: 1-792 (263 amino acids)
Molecular function (GO): GTP binding
Source: RefSeq, a predicted model, not a curated record